Trachymyrmex cornetzi is the source of this 708-nucleotide messenger RNA. RefSeq names its product ecdysone-induced protein 74EF. Bases 1 to 654 code for a protein of 217 amino acids. The transcript is spliced from 2 exons. The record is from RefSeq and is a predicted model, not a curated record. NCBI's taxonomy places the organism in Eukaryota, Metazoa, Arthropoda, Insecta, Hymenoptera, Formicidae.
AUGGCUGCAGCCUCGUAUCGCGCGGCGCUCAAUGUCGCUGCCACGUUGUCUCAGCAACAGCAGCAACAGCCAUCUCAGCGACGGCAUCAUCCUCAGCAGCAGCAGCAGCAACAGCAGCCGCAACAACAACAGCAACAACCACCAACUCAUCCUCAUCAUCAUCACCAUCAUCAUAGAAAUCAUAAUCAUCAGCAACAUCGUACCACUACCACUCAUCAACUCCAUCAUCAACCUCACCAAAGCGAUCGAAGUUCCUCCUCUUCGUCGUCGGUCACGUCUCCGACGUCCACGUCAAUCUCCGGUAUUCUACGACAGACUUAUCAGCAGGCAUACAGCAAUAUCGCGGCCACGAGCUCGAACUCGGGCAGCCAUCAUCGUGCCGGCACAUCGGCGGUCUCGGCAAUCGCCCAUCAUCCCUACAGGCGACCGUCGGUGACGUUGCUGUCGCGAACGGCCUCGCAUAUCGGCCAGCAGGCUUCCUCUUCCUCCUCAUCCAUCUUCGGUGCUUCCAACGGCGUUUCUGCCGCGGCUGGCGUCUCCAGCGUAUACGCGAGCACGAUACACAGGCAUCACGCGACUUCCCUGCACGCUCUUCAAGCCGCCGCCGGCUUCUACGAGACGCCGAGUUAUCACGCCCUCCUGCCUCAAAGUUAGACGACAGCCAGAUGUCCGGGCGGUUUCGCGACGUUGGAUGUCUACGCGUGAACG